AUGGUGGCAGCCGACGGAACGAUCCGGCUGCGGAGCUGGGGGUCGCGGGCUCUUCCCUCCUCAGCCGCAGCACCUCAGACAUCUCAAGCGCCCCUGCCCAGGCACUGGGACUGGGCCAGGGAACUGAAAACAGGCGGCCCAAGAGGUGACCCGGAGCAGCAGAGCAGCAGUGUCUCCCCGAAAAUGGAGAACCUGGAAGGGACAAACCAGACCCAGAACAACAGUGAGACCGCAGACCUGACCCAGCGCAGCCCCACGAUGGACGCUUGGUACACAGCCUGUCACGUGUUUGACAUCCUGACCCUGCUCACCUGCGUGUGCGGGAUGGUGGGCAAUGGUGUGGUCGUCUGGCUGCUGGGCUUCCGCGUGCAGAGGAACCCCUUCUCUGUCUACGUCCUCAACCUGGCGGUGGCUGACUUCCUCUUCCUCCUGGGCCUGUUCUCUAACGACUAUGCAGAAUAUUUCCCCCUGAACUGGGUAAUAACUUAUUUCUCCAUCAGUGUGAUGCUAUUUGCAUACGUUACCAGCCUGAGCUUCUUGACCACCAUCAGUGUCCAGCGCUGUCUGUCCGUCCUCUUCCCCAUCUGGUACAAGGUCCGCAGACCCCGACACCUGUCCACCGUGGUGUGCACCCUGCUCUGGGGGCUGAAUCUCCUGGUUAUCUCAAUGAUAGUUUACUUUGUUUUUGUUACGACACGUGGUCACAGUCAGCAAUAUGGAACGAUACUAACUUUCCUUAGCAUUCUCUUUCUGGGGGUCUUCACACCUGUUAUGAUCCUCUCCAGCAUGGUCCUCUCUGUGCAGACCCUGAGAAGACCCCGCGCGUGGCGCCGGCGAUCCUCCAGGCUGUUUGUGAUCGUCCUGGUCUCAGUCCUGGUGUUUGUGGUCUGUUCUCUGCCCUUUGGCAUCUACUGGACGCUCACGUACAGGCUCCCAAUACUGUCUCCUUGGUAUCAUUUUCUGUUAGAGGAGUUGACCCAAUUCACCUCAGCCCUGGGCAGCAGUGCCAACCCCAUCAUCUACUUCCUGGUGGGAAGUGAAAGUGGAAGUAGCCUGUGGGACCCUCUGACGGCCAUACUGAGCAGGGCAUUUCAGGAGAACCCUGAGUUGGGGAGGAAAGAGAUGUCCCCCACAAGUACCAAUGAUACAGAAACUGAGAGCCAGGAACCCAUGGGUUCUGCACAAUUAAAGCCAGCCCUGCCUUAG
Messenger RNA from Elephantulus edwardii (Cape elephant shrew), 1206 nucleotides. RefSeq names its product mas-related G-protein coupled receptor member D-like. The transcript is spliced from 3 exons. The record is from RefSeq and is a predicted model, not a curated record. Gene Ontology annotation, cellular component: membrane. Gene Ontology annotation, molecular function: G protein-coupled receptor activity. Bases 1 to 1206 code for a protein of 401 amino acids. Gene Ontology annotation, biological process: G protein-coupled receptor signaling pathway. Lineage: Eukaryota; Metazoa; Chordata; Mammalia; Macroscelidea; Macroscelididae.